Molecule: messenger RNA, 941 nt
Organism: Aureobasidium pullulans EXF-150
Lineage: Eukaryota; Fungi; Ascomycota; Dothideomycetes; Dothideales; Saccotheciaceae
Product: prenyl cysteine carboxyl methyltransferas-like protein Ste14
Exons: 2
Coding region: 92-904 (270 amino acids)
Biological process (GO): C-terminal protein methylation
Cellular component (GO): endoplasmic reticulum; membrane
Molecular function (GO): protein C-terminal S-isoprenylcysteine carboxyl O-methyltransferase activity
Source: RefSeq, a predicted model, not a curated record
GUUUGGCACUCUGUCCCUCGACCACCUUUGGUCUUGUUUAUUCGGCGCCGCCGUGUGUGUUGCCAUCUUGUCCAUACACAGCAACGCAAAGAUGGAACACCAAGGCGACCCGAACAUCUCUCUACCCACUCCCAUCUCGCCAACAGGGAGCAGCAAUGGUCCAGCAACAGCAUCGCGCGCAUCUUCUGUAGUCGUCGACCCUACCAUCUAUCCCGGAGGCUCUCGCUCUCUCGCGUCGAUUUCUCUUCACGCCUUCUGUUUGGGCAUAAGUCUCUCGACCGGCUUGUUCGGCACCAUCUACCUCGUCUACUCCGGCCAGCGCAUCUGGCGACUCACAGAGUUCAUUGCGACAUUGUCACUCUUCCACUUCCUCGAGUUCUUCACCACCGCCCGCUGGAAUACUUACAAUGCCAAAGUCUCCAGCUACCUCCUCCUCUCAAACGGUGCCGCCUACCUCACCGCCCACGUCUCCGCCAUCAUCGAAAUCAUCGUCACCUCCCUCUUCUUCCCCGAGUUGCAAGAUCUCUACAGCAAUAAAUACACAAUUGGCUUGGGCUUGUUGUUGGUAAUCGGAGGACAAACUGUCCGCAGUAUCGCCAUGGCACAGGCGGGUGUCAGUUUCAACCACAUCCCUGCAAAGAGCAAGAAGAAUGAUCAUGUGCUGGUGACUUGGGGCUUAUACUCUUACUUCCGCCAUCCCAGCUACUUUGGAUACUUCUUCUUUGCCAUCGGCACGCAGAUUUUGGUUGGAAAUAAGAUUUGCAGUUUUGCUUAUUUGGUUGUUUUGUGGUUCUUCUUCAAGGACAGGAUUCAGAACGAGGAGGAAGAUUUGGUCAAGUUCUUUGGUGCUGAUUAUCAACGUUACCGUGAGAGGGUCGGUACUGGUAUACCUUUCAUCCGAUAGAUUCCUUUUAUACACAUUCUGCUUUCUUGACACGUCC